Molecule: messenger RNA, 855 nt
Organism: Magallana angulata
Lineage: Eukaryota; Metazoa; Mollusca; Bivalvia; Ostreida; Ostreidae
Product: complement C1q-like protein 2
Exons: 2
Coding region: 20-679 (219 amino acids)
Molecular function (GO): protein binding
Source: RefSeq, a predicted model, not a curated record
UACCGACACGUACCUUACAAUGGAGGGAGUCUUUCCCGGGUUAAUACAUCACUUAUUAACAUCAGUCAUUGUCGCCUUCGUUGUUGGAGUUGCGUACAUAUUGCAGAAUAAAAUUGAAGAUCUUGAAACAGAGUUAGCAGUCGUCAAUAAAAAGGACAGGGCACUAGAAACAAAAUGUGAAAACCUUCAAACGAAAGUAGAGUUCAUGGAAAUAUCGUUCAAGGAUUCACUCGACAAGAUACUUUAUGUUGUGGAUACGAAGCAAAAAGCAAAACAAGAAAACCAGCCGAAAAUAGCCUUUUAUGCAAAUAGAGUUACGGAUCAUAUUAAUCUUGGCGUCCACCGAAGUUUGAUUUUCGGGAACGUCGUUACUAACGAUGGAAAUUGUUAUCAAUUCUCCACCGGACUCUUCAUCCCGAGCGUCUCUGGAGUUUAUGUGUUUGAUGUUCGAAUUCUCCUUUGUUCUCCCGGUCAUGAGUUGCGCACGCACCUCGUUGUUGAAGGUGAGGAGAUGGCUGCGUAUUAUACGGGAGGAUCAUCUCACUGUUCUAAUGGCGGGGGAAUGACGGUCCUACACGUGGGUGCAGGAGAAAGCGUCUGGGUUAGAGUUGCCACAUCAGAUGGUGAAAAUAACAUAGCAUGGGAGAGCAGCUUUUCAGGAUUUUUAUUGUAUACAUAGUUUUACAAAGUGCAAUAAUAAGUCAUUGCAAAAGGGGAAUCGAUUUGCUUUUACAAAUUUUCUUUUCUUCUAAAUGCAACUUAGUUGGAAAACGUAAAGAUAGCAUACACCAUUAUUUUUUUAAUAAUAUUGAACAUUUCUGUAUUUUCCGUUGGUGUUUAUUUAUUAGUAAAUAC